UAUUCGAGAUUAUUGUUAAUUAAUUAUGUGUAGAUUAGUGGUGUAUCUAUAAUCUUCUUCUUCUCUCUCUGAAUCAAGAUCGUUGAUGAUUAAUUUCGAAUUAUCCUUCGAACAUAUUACACUCGGAGAGAGGGAUUCUUGAAAAGUUUAAUCGUGAGUUUGGUAGUUCGAAUACUGUGAUAUUUGUACUUCCAAUAAAGGAAAAAUUUCUUUCGUUUCUACUACUGUCUAAUACUUGUGAAGAUAAAGAAGAAGUAGAAGAAGAAAUAGAAGAAGUAGAAGAAGAAGAAGACGAGCAAUAUCAAAUCACGUAACAUGGUAGAAAGUAUUUAUGCUGGUGAUUCACCAAGAUCACGUUCACCGAUGACGGAACCAUCGAGUCCUCUUCAAGAUGGUCCCGGUAUAUCCGGUUACAAUCAUCGUUAUUUAUACAAUUAUUCACCGGAAGGUCCAGCACAACACAAAUUAAAAAAUCACGAUGCACAAAAUCACGCAUCCUCGAGGCGACACGAAGUGGAGUCACGUGAAAGAACGUUCUCCAGGAGUCCAGUGAGUUCGGAAGAAGCCGGUUAUCGACCUCGAGAAAUCUCAAGGCCAAGUUCCUCAGCUACCAUGUCUUCGCCAACCUCUCUAUUUACCAUAGACAGUAUUCUAGCACCUAGACCAAUCGCUAAUAUACCUCCUACCAGUACUACGAGCUUAAACUCUAUGAUACAGAAUCCGGAAAGCGUCGGUUCGCCAUCAAGGACAACAACCAUACACCCUCUUCAACAACAGCUUCAUCAUUUGGCCUUCACAUCGGCGGAUUUUUUUGCCGCCGCAUAUCCUGCCUUAUAUCCAGGACAAUACGUAGCUGCUAUGGCUGCAGCUGGAGUAUCCCUUCAUGGGCAACCAACGUUUUAUCACGCUGGUCAUCCUUAUCAAAUGAAUCCAAGCACGCCAGGUGUUGGUCCAAUGACGAAAAGGAAACGUCGUCAUCGGACGAUAUUUACCGAAGAACAAUUGGAACAAUUGGAGGCUACUUUUGAUAAAACUCAUUAUCCUGACGUGUUGCUUAGAGAACAAUUGGCACUUCAAGUUGAUCUCAAGGAAGAAAGAAUCGAGGUAUGGUUCAAGAAUCGUCGUGCCAAGUGGCGCAAACAAAAACGCGAGGAACAAGAACGCAUGAGAAAACUCCAGCUGGAACAACGUCAACACAACGAGGAUGGAGUAUCGACUGCAUCGAUUAGGGUUACCGAUCAUUUGGCCUUGACCAGACAACAGCAACAGCAACAGCAACAACAACAGCAGCAACAGCAACAACAGCAGCAUCAGCAGCAACAGCAACAACAGCAACAACACGAACAAGAAACUGACAGUUCGGAUUUGGAAGUCGCGUAGUCGCUAAUGGAUUUUAUUCAAAAUCUUUUUUUUUUUCUUUUUGUUAUUUCUGUGUUUUUUUUUUCUUUUUCCCAACCAAGCGUCGCCAUCGAAGCCACCAAAAAUAGACUUUUAUUCUCAAUCGGGGGAAGCCUGUAAAUACGGAAAGUAGAAUGUAAAUAUUACCUGUAAAUAUGGCUAACGAUGAAUGUGUAUAAACGAAAUA
Polistes canadensis is the source of this 1585-nucleotide messenger RNA. It is a transcript of the gene Gsc, whose product is annotated as homeobox protein goosecoid. Gene Ontology annotation, biological process: regulation of transcription by RNA polymerase II. Gene Ontology annotation, cellular component: nucleus. The record is from RefSeq and is a predicted model, not a curated record. The coding region runs from base 316 to 1380 and encodes 354 amino acids. NCBI's taxonomy places the organism in Eukaryota, Metazoa, Arthropoda, Insecta, Hymenoptera, Vespidae. Gene Ontology annotation, molecular function: DNA-binding transcription factor activity, RNA polymerase II-specific; RNA polymerase II cis-regulatory region sequence-specific DNA binding. The transcript is spliced from 3 exons.